AUGAUGACGAUCCAUCGGAUCAACCGACCCUGGAUCUUAUUCACCUUGCUCUUCGUAUCGCUCUUACUCCUCUUCGCGCCAUUCACGAACCAUGGCUCAGGCAAUAGGGAGAGACUGAAAGGUGUCAUUGAGAGUGUCAGAGGAAAGGGGAAAGAAGCAGUGGUGCUGGAAGAUAGUGAGAGUCAUUGGGAUGAGGCUGAUAAGAUGAGAGAAUGGGAAUUCAACAGAGCGUUACAGUACGAAGGUACUGGAUCGAGGAUACAGGCAUUUAUAGAUAAAGCUCGUUCAGGUCAACCAUUCACUGUUUCCGUGAUAGGAGGAAGUGUAUCGAAAGGAAGAGGUCUAACACCACCACCAGACCACCCACGCCACCAGUCUCAUGAACGUCCACGUCAAGGAGAAGAGCAAGCUAAAAAUAAUGCCAAUAUCGACUUGACAGAAGUACCUUCGUCAGCCCCUCCGAAACAAACACAAAUGGGAGCUACGACGUUAUACUCCAAAGAAAAUUUACAUGUGAUGAUCUUCGAUUGGCUAAAUUCGACUUUCCCAAAUCCGGAGAAUAGGUUCGUUAACGGUGCUCAAGGUGGAGUAGGUGCUGGGUAUUUUGGUUGGUGUUUCAAGGAACAUAUACCGGAAGAUUCAGAUCUGAUAUUGGUCGAACAAGGUAUAAAUGAUCUGUUGGAUAUGGAAGUCAUAAGUUUUUAUGAACAUUUGUUGAGAGGUUUAUUGGAAUUACCUAAUAAACCCGCUGUGAUCAAUGUUGAAACGUUCACGACCCUUUUCCCCUCCCUUCUCUCCUCUUCGGCAUUCCAUCAAGGAGUUUUGAAUUUCUACGACGUACCGUCUAUAGCUAUUCGAGAUGUAAUCUUACCUCGAUUACUGGCUGAUCCAGAUAAGCAGAUGCCAAGAUGGUUUAGAACAGGAGAUGAUGUCACGCUGAAAGAUCCAAAGGCUAAAGAAUAUGGCGGUGUAGCCGUGGACGUCAUGCAUAUCUCAGCAAGAGGACACGCAUUAGCAGCUGGACUGGUAAUUAGAUAUCUCCAAGAUCAGAUAGAACGUUCAGCUCCGCCAUCUUACUUCAGGAAGGCUCUGAGUCGGUUCGCAUCGAGUUAUAUCAAGAAACCGCCUUUACGUAUACUGGAUGUUCCUUCGACCUCACUCACCGGCCAAUUCAACCCUUUCCAACGCGAUCCGAUGCAUGUUCCCGUAUGUCGCUCGGAAAACUCUCCAAGACUGCAUGGCAAAGUAUCCAGUGCGGAGGAUGAUGUUUCAGAAGGGUAUGGGCAGGGAUUACAGCUUGCUGAUGGAUCCCAUGGCUGGACACAGUGGUCUUGGGCAGAAAAACGAUAUUUGAUAUCGAGGGAACCUGGUUCCAUAGCGAUAUUCGACUUUAUCAUUUCCCCUCCGUCAAAAGAAGUUGAAGAAUCGAAAGAAUCGUUGUUGUUGGCUGAAUCUGAUCCGAUCGAACAAUCGCUCAUCGAGAACGGCAAUGAAGAAUUCGAAGUUGAAGCUGAAAAUGUCACUGAGAAUGAAAGCGAUAGUGUAGAAGAGUCAGAAGAGGAAAAAGGUAGAGGUAGAUUCAAACCUAUUGCAUUGAGCUCAAGACCCGGUGGUCCAUUCAACUUACAUGCAGAUGAACAUGAGCAAGCGUCCGGGUCGAACGCGAAAUCAAAAAGAAGAAGGUCACGUCGGCGUAAAUCUUCCUCAUCUACUUCCAACAAGAUAAUUGCGAAUGUGACCUCAGCGACUACAGUCGAAAGCGAGAUCUUAGAUUCGGACAAAGAAUCAAGGAGGUUCAUAUCGUCACCUAACAAGAGGCAGAAUAGGGGAUCAGGAGGAUCAAUCUUGAUAGGAUAUCAAAGAAGUGCGAAAUUGGGAUUGGGGAGUGUAUGGUGUUGGGUAGAUGAUGAUAGAAUACAAGGUACGCAGGUGGAUGGUUGGUGGAAAUUGGAUAAGAGAAAUAUGGGAAUGGUCAAGGAAAUUGCAUCAGGUUUACAACCUGGUAAACAUACUUUACAUUGCGAGUUGUUGAAAGAAACUUUAGAUCCUUCGGGUGGGAAUGAAUUUAGAUUGUUUGCUGUGAUGCAUGAUUAG
Messenger RNA from Kwoniella botswanensis, 2094 nucleotides. RefSeq lists its product as uncharacterized. The record is from RefSeq and is a predicted model, not a curated record. Bases 1 to 2094 code for a protein of 697 amino acids. NCBI's taxonomy places the organism in Eukaryota, Fungi, Basidiomycota, Tremellomycetes, Tremellales, Cryptococcaceae. The transcript is spliced from 10 exons.